This is a messenger RNA of Caenorhabditis sp. 36 PRJEB53466, 560 nucleotides long. NCBI's taxonomy places the organism in Eukaryota, Metazoa, Nematoda, Chromadorea, Rhabditida, Rhabditidae. The record is from the annotation of a GenBank genome assembly.
AUGCAUAAUUCCCUCAUUUUAUUACUGCUUUUCGCGAAAAGCGCUGAAUUUCUGUUUUUAUGGGGUUGGUUUCAGGUUUGACAAGGGGAAAAUCUGAAUUUUAGAGCCGCGCACGUUGAAAUGCGAGAGAUUCGAUUGUUUUCUGCUGAAAAAUGAGCAGGAAGGACUGAAAGAGGCGCAAUGCCGAGAAGGUUCGGAAAAAUUUGGGCAAACUCGCUCUACCAUAGAGUGCGGUAGAGCGCGAUUGCCAGACUUCUCCCAAUAUUGUCAAAUCACUUUCUCUUUUUCAAGAACCUGAUGGAAAACACAUAUGCAAUUUGGAAUGCGACGGAGCCGACCGAGACAGUGUCAUCUCCAAGAAACCGACAGAUUUCCGACACUGCAAUCGGUAAGACAAAAGACCGAAAAAGUUCGAUAGAGCGCGAUUUGUUUGCAGAUUUUUCACCUACAACACUCGGAAAACGUCGACCGGCGAAUGGUGGCUCUGGCGGAAUUCCACGUGUGCCGCGUCGAACAUCACUUUGUCUGUUCAUUGCGCUUUUCCGGUUAACGGACAAUAA